Molecule: messenger RNA, 3266 nt
Organism: Acipenser ruthenus (sterlet)
Lineage: Eukaryota; Metazoa; Chordata; Actinopteri; Acipenseriformes; Acipenseridae
Product: protein O-linked-mannose beta-1,4-N-acetylglucosaminyltransferase 2-like
Exons: 2
Coding region: 610-2370 (586 amino acids)
Biological process (GO): protein O-linked glycosylation via mannose
Cellular component (GO): endoplasmic reticulum
Molecular function (GO): protein binding; protein O-acetylglucosaminyltransferase activity
Source: RefSeq, a predicted model, not a curated record
GCAACUUACACAGCCCGGGCCAGCAGACUCAGAGGGGAGAGAGAAGACGCGACAGAGAGUAGGCAAGCGAGAGAUGUCCUUGUGUUCAUUUCAACCUGCGGGUUCCCUCGGGGAAGGGAGUAAAGGGGGGGAAGGCCACAGGGAUGGAGUCUCGGCAAAUCAUUCUGUGAGCAACGUUGACCUCUGAGGAUCUGACAAAUUGAGGUGAAGCAGCUGAUACACAAGGACACAAUGACAACCGAGCAUGCUCAGAGCGUGCAAGAGAGGUGAAGCAGCAUAAAGAGGGGGGCCCUAGGUGCUCCGGUACACUGUCAACACACGACACAAGGGAGACUGGGAGUGAGAUCUUGAGACGAAGGCUUGCCUUUCUCUCAGGAAGACUUGAAUGUAUUUUGGUGGCGCUGUGCAAGGAGCAAGGUUGCUCUUUCAUUGUUCAGGCAGCCAGUGCAGUAAAUCAGAGUGGCAGUGUACUGUGUAUGUAUGUAGUGUAAGCUUCAAGAGAUUGCAGACCAGACCGGGAGCAGAUGCUGUUGAUUAAUAUGCUGUUCUGGCGUCUGUAGCUUUGAAAAUGAAAGCCCAUCCCCUGGUGUUUGCCGUUUAUCUGCUGUGAUGCGAGGGUCCAGCUGCAGGAUGAACAUUGCUGCUGUGUUGAAUGGGCUGCUGGUGUCCGUUCUGGCGGCAGUGCUGUGGAAGUAUGCCAAGCUGCGAGAGCAUGCCUAUUCAGUGGAGGAGGAGCUGCUCCUGACACAGCAGUCCCAGGAGCUGUCUCAGGUCCGCAUUGACUACCACACCGCCCUGCAGUCCCUCCAGGAGGAGGGAACCCGCAUGGUGUGCACGGGCAAGAUGCACACUGACCGUAUCUGCCGCUUCAACUACCUCUGCUACUCCAACGAGGCUGAAGAGUUUGUCUUUUUCCACAGCAACUCCUCGGUCAUGCUUCCCAACCUGGGAUCCAGAAGGUUCCAGCCUGCCCUCCUCGACCUCUCCUCUGUAGAGGACCACAACACCCAAUACUUUAACUUCCUGGAGCUGCCUGCGGCUGCCCUCAAGUUCAUGCCCAAGCCCGUGUUUGUACCCGAUGUGACUCUCAUCCUGAACCGAUUCAACCCAGACAACCUUAUGCAUAUCUUUCAUGAUGACCUUCUCCCUAUUUACUACACCAUGCUGCAGUACCCCGAUCUGGACCAGGAUGCCCGCUUGGUCUUCAUGGAAGGCUGGAAUGAGGGUUUGCACUUUGACCUCUACCGUUUAAUGAGCAACAAGCAGCCCCUCCUGAAAGAGCAACUGAAGAACUUUGGCAAGCUCCUGUGCUUCACCAAAUCAUAUGUGGGGUUAUCUAAAAUGACCACCUGGUACCAGUAUGGUUUUGUUCAACCCCAGGGCGCCAAAGCCAACAUAUUGGUGUCGAGUAUGGAAAUCAGACAGUUCACCAGGUUCCUGAUGGAGAAACUCAACGUGAGUAUGGAAGAAAGUUCUAGUGGUGAUGAGUACAUUGUAGUUUUCAGUCGUACAAUAAAUAGGCUGAUUCUUAAUGAAGCAGAGCUUAUUUUAGCCCUAGCACAAGAGUUCCAGAUGAAGACAGUCACUGUUUCUUUGGAUGACCAUUCCUUUGCAGAUAUCGUGCAGAUCAUCAGCAGGGCGUCAAUGUUAGUCAGCAUGCACGGGGCCCAACUUGUUACAUCAGUCUUCCUGCCUAGAGGAGCUCUAGUUGUUGAGAUUUUCCCAUACGCUGUUAACCCAGACCACUACACCCCAUACAAAACUCUGGCCUCUUUGCCUGGCAUUGACCUGCAGUACGUGGCCUGGCAGAACACCAAUGAGGAGAAUACGAUGGCCUUCCCGGAUAGACCCUGGGAUCAAGGUGGCAUAGCCCAUCUGGAGAAAGCAGAGCAGGAGCACAUUAUGAAAAGCAAGGAGGUCCCUCAGCACCUGUGUUGCCGCAACCCAGAAUGGCUUUUCCGCAUUUAUCAGGACACAAAAGUGGACAUCCCCUCGCUCAUCGAUGCCAUUAGACAGACUGUUAAGACCAAGCCGAACCUGAAGAAAGCGAAGCCUGGAAUUAUCGUCCACCCUGGAAAAGUGAGGGAUCCCAAAUGCCAGGCAUCCAUCCAGGGCACCAAUGAAGCCAGACUGACUGUUUCCUGGCAGAUUCCCUGGAACCUGAAGUACCUGAAGGUCCGGGAAGUGAAAUACGAGGUGUGGAUACAAGAGCAAGGGGAGAACACAUACAUGCCUUAUAUCCUGCCACAUCAGAACUACACCUUUUCAGAGAACAUCAAGCCUUUCACCACGUACCUAGUAUGGAUACGUUGCUUUUUCAACAAAACCCUUCUGGGACCCUUUGCAGACGUGUUGGUCUGCAGAACGUAACUUUAAUUACAGCUGCGGUCAUGUAAGGGUUAUAUCGUGACUUGGUCCAGACAGCCAUUACCUCGGAAAGGUUUGGAAGGGACUUGAUUGAAAGCUAUUUAUGAUUACUAAAGUAUUGUAAUUGGUCUCAAACCAUUUGUUUUAUGGAUCAGACACCCCAGUACACAUCGGACAGCUAUCUGGUCGUUCACAUCUGAACACCAGCAAGCAACAUAGACAAAGAUAAAAGUCAAAUAAAGAAUAUAGUUAUUGAUAUAUAUAUAUAUAUAUAUAUAUAUAUAUAUAUAUAUAUAUAUAUAUAUAUAUAUAUAUAUAUGAUUUCUGUUUUCUGGUGCCCCUGUGAUAUGUUCAUUAAGUGAUACCAAGAAAAACAUUCUAGAAAGAAAACAAAUUGGACAUGGUGUAUGAUUUGGUAGUUUUUCUCGUGAAAGUGCUACCAAAUUGAUCCUGAAGUAUAAGUAAAAGAUGAUGUUUCAUAAAUAUGAUUUUCCUUCCUGGAAAGGGGUGUACAGUAAUUCAUAUUUUAAAAAUGCAAAGACGUGUAUGUAUGUUUGAAUGGGUGUAUGUUUGUAGGUGUAGGUGACUUGAUUUACUAUGUAACUAUACUAUAACCGUAACUAUAAAUUAUAUUUUGUAAAGCAGUUUGCAGUGCAGUAGGAUUGUAUAUUUGGAUUAUAAUGGGAUUAUGAUUGUGUAGUGAUUUAUGUGUAUGAUUUUCUCAUCAUGGUGCCAACCCACAAACAUAUACUGUAAAGAGAAGGUGGGGGAACAAAAUUAAAGAAUGUAAUGGAAUUGUGUAAUUUGUCUACCUUCUUUUGUUUCAGCAAAUCAUCUCUCGUCAGGUUUUAAUACUACAGUAACCCAGUGUCCAGUAUAUUUGACAUUGAGAAAAUAGG